AUGCGCCGAACGUUUGAGGUGAACGUCUUCGGGCCAAUGGCGAUGGUGCAAGGCUUUGCCCCGCUCCUCGUUAAGACUGCAACUCCCGAGCGCCCGACGGUUAUUGUCAAUAUCGGCAGUACCGCGUCCCUUCCCCCACCCUUCAUGGCGACCUACGGUGCAUCCAAAGCUGCCAUACAAGGUUUAUCAGGUGCCCUCCGACUUGAAAUGUACAGUCUCAACGUCCGCGUUAUGACCCUCGAGCUGGGGGUAGUAAGGACGGCUAUGAGCGCCGGCGAAAAGCUAGGCGACAUUAUGAGGUCGCCCACGUCUGGCUAUUACGACAACUUUGACGAGAUUUUCAAGCAGGUUGAAGCCACCAUGGCCGACCUGCUCACCAGUGCUCCGACCGCGGCCGCUGUCGCCAGCCAGAUUGCCGAUGCAGUCAAGGCAUCGCCGCCGCCAAAAUUGUGGCUCGGCGAAAUGUCAGCGGCGUUCCGGUUCAUCGUCCCUCUACUGCCCGUCAGGCUCCUUGACCAUCUGUGGUGGAAACCGCAAGGGGUGGACAAGGUGAAGGCACCUAUCCGGUAG
Messenger RNA from Apiotrichum porosum, 570 nucleotides. RefSeq lists its product as uncharacterized. The record is from RefSeq and is a predicted model, not a curated record. The coding region runs from base 1 to 570 and encodes 189 amino acids. Lineage: Eukaryota; Fungi; Basidiomycota; Tremellomycetes; Trichosporonales; Trichosporonaceae. Gene Ontology annotation, molecular function: triacylglycerol lipase activity; acylglycerone-phosphate reductase (NADP+) activity. Gene Ontology annotation, cellular component: lipid droplet; endoplasmic reticulum. Gene Ontology annotation, biological process: phosphatidic acid biosynthetic process; triglyceride catabolic process. The transcript has a single exon.